Molecule: messenger RNA, 1242 nt
Organism: Pseudomyrmex gracilis
Lineage: Eukaryota; Metazoa; Arthropoda; Insecta; Hymenoptera; Formicidae
Exons: 8
Coding region: 172-1242 (356 amino acids)
Biological process (GO): dTMP biosynthetic process; dUMP biosynthetic process
Cellular component (GO): cytoplasm
Molecular function (GO): zinc ion binding; dCMP deaminase activity
Source: RefSeq, a predicted model, not a curated record
UGACGUCGACGUAUAUAUGCGUGUCAACAAGAAUAUAUUCACAAAGCAGUUGUGGAAAGAGCUCUCAGUGCGAUAGAUACAAUUGAUGUGAAAUUUGUGUAUACUUAGCGAUUUAUUUUUCGUUAAACUAUUACACUCUCCAGUUGUGACAUUCGAAACUCUUAAUCCAGAAUGGAGUUACAACCAAAAGUAACAUGUUACAACUUAGAAACCUCGCCAUGCAAUAAUUCAGAUGAAUACUUUAUGGGAAUAGCAAUUCUUCUUGAGAAACUAUCUGAAAAAGGUUGCUAUCCUGUGGGUGCGUGUAUAGUUAAUAGUAAUCAAAGGAUUGUCGGAACUGGAUAUAACACUAUACACAAAGGAUGGAAUAAUGAAGAAGACAUGAGAUCUCUUUUUUUGUACCAUGCAGAAGCGGCAGCUAUUUUAAGUAAAACUUCAACGGAUGUCAAAGGAUGUACAAUGUAUGUUACAAAGUUUCCUUGUAAUGACUGUGCAAAAAGAAUAAUAUCAUCCGACAUAAAAAAAAUAAUAUAUUGUGAUAUGAAGUGCAACUACAUGUAUACCACAAAAAAGAUACAAGCCGCAAAAGAAAUAUUUGCUGCUAAUGGCGUAACUUACACAGAAUGUACAACAAUUUAUGACAAGCUUGUUCCUGAAGCUUAUUGUAGAUUUUCACGAUUGACAAACAAAGAAUGUUUUAUGGGAAUAGCGCAUCUUUCUUCAAAACAAAGUGAAAAUGUGGAAAAAAUUGGUGCAUGCAUCGUUAAUAAUCAUAACGUUAUUGUCGGCGUUGGAUAUAACAGCCUGUCUAGAAAAAUGGAUCAAAUAUCAUUAAGCUCUCUACAAAAAACCAUUCCUGCUUCAUACUUUAAUGUAUUUUACGCAGAUUUUAUAAUUAAUUUAAUCCUAAGCACUUCAUGUGAUGUUAACAACUGUACGAUGUAUGUCACUUCUUUUCCUUGCAAUGAAAGUGCGAAAGUAAUAGUACAGUCUGGCAUAAAAACAGUAAUAUACUUGCGUAAAACUACUGAUGAUAAAACAAAAGCUGCGAAGAAAAUGUUUGACGCUGAUAAAGUAAAACAUAGACAAUUUGGCGUUAAGAUUUCAAACAUAGAAAUUUUUCGAAGGGAAAGUACCAUAGAUUUGAAUACAUCAUUGAUGCGUGGAUAUAUAGAUGCGAUAAAUGCAUCCGUGCUGUACACACUGAGUUUCAGUACUGUUGCCAAGGUUGUGGAAAUGUAA